CUCUCUCUCUCUGUCUGUCUCUCUCUCCGGUCACCGGCUCCACACUCAUCACAGUGUCAGUGUCUUCACUGAGCCUCACAUCUGUGUCCGGCAGCUGCUACCAUGACUCUGCUGUCCACAGAAAAUACCGCAGUCUUCCUCAGACUGUUAAUUUGAUAGCGUGACAUUAAAGCAGCUGGGAAUGGAGGGUCGCGGGCAGGAUGGGAGUCAGCUGGCCGAGGAGGAACUCCUGAACCUGGGGAAGGAGGAUCUGAUCCGGAGGCUGCGGAGGCUGGAGAGCCGCAACAUGGAGCUGAUGCUGGAACACGGACACUUGAUGAAGGAGGUGAACCGGAGUCUGCAGGUCCACCUGCAUGAGAUCCGCAGCCUGAAAGAGGUCAACCAGAAACUUCAGGACGACAACCAGGAGCUGAGGGAGCUGUGCUGCUUCCUGGACGAUGACCGACAGAAGGACAGAAAGGUGUCCCGGGAGUGGCAGCGCUUCGGCCGCUACACGGCUAGCGUCCUGUGGAAGGAACUGGGACUGUACCAACAGAAGCUGCGGGAGCUGGAGCUCAGUCAGGAGGCGCUGAGGGCGGAGAACGUGGAGCUGAAGGACAUCGUCCUCAUGCUGGAUGAGGAGAGGAGCGGAGCCGGAUCCCGGAACUCAAUCGACAGCCAGUCCAGCCUGCAGGGCCGGCUGAGCGGCUCGGUGUCAGUUCGGGACGUCGGGGAUGGAAGUAGCACGUCCAGUACCGGGAGCGCUGGUAGUCCAGACCAUCAACCCCCCAACCAGUCACAGAAAACAGCAUCUCUGAGAAGAUCAAUGGAAGAUCUGUCUGCGGCGUACCUGCAAAUAGAUGCAUCAUCUGGCUACAUCACACAGCUGGAGAACAAGGUGAGGAUACUGGAGGGUGAAAAUCAAUGGCUGCUGUCACAGCCUCACAGCAACAAUGGACCUCAGUAGUUCUCGAUGUAGCUGUACUUUUUCUUCUCUUUCACCUCUGUGACAAUAACCAUCAGAUCUCUCGUGUAAGUAACUUUGGUACAUUGAAUAGAAAUAUGUAAUUUUUACUAUUACUGGCAUUUGAACAACGUUUUAGUGAAGAAAAUGCAGUACUUGUUUUGUGCAGUCAAUACUAUUAUAACCUACUGUACUAAAUGUUUAUCUGAUGAUGAUAACGUUAGUAGAGAAAUUAAUAAUAAAAACAACAAACUGAAUAACCAAACCAAACUCAAGUGAGUAACAAGCUGGUGUUAUAUAAGUAAAUGUGACCAUCAGAAUAUCCCACCACCUUAACCUAAAGUCUGUCAUUCUUUACCAAAAGCAGUGACGGCAAGAUUAUAUUUUACGGUACUCACAAGACAAAAAAUAAAAAUAAUAUACUGUGAGCUGUGAAUAUCACUGAAUAUCACCGGAAACAGCCACUCUUCUCUGCCAGUGUUUACCAAGUUACAUUUUCUUACCUAAACCAAAACAAACACACUAUCAACCAGGUGGAAUUUGGAUGGUCAGCUCUGAUACAACACCAGCUAGUAAAGUUUGCAUGUACUCGGCGACCAUCUUCAGUUUCAUCAACUGAAAACCUUCACAAAGUUAAUUCUUGUUUUGUCUCUUGUUUGAAUAGACUCUCUUUUUCCUUCCUUGGCUUCUUCUGAAAGUAUCCACUUUGGUUUUGUUGGCUCUGCCAUGGCGUUCUCCUUCUUUACAUACUGUGUACUGUAAAGUGGAAUGCACGCGCAUGCACACUGGGACCCGUGACGCAUCCUGGAUGAGAGGCUGAAGAAACAGCCAAAGUAGGAAAAGUACCAACGCUGUUUAAACGAUCAUCUCCAGUCCAUAAAACAGUCAAAUUAUUAUCAACAGCUUAUAAUGGAAACUUAUGAAGAGAUGAAGCACUUCAUACAUAAAAAUAUGAUACAGGCGAUUUUAAUAAGAUGAGAGAAAAGGUCUGGCUGAACUGGGGACUGACUGAAUGCAUGAGUAGCACACUUAUUUAAGCAAAGUAACCGUGGCCACGAAAUAAGUAUAAUGUGCGCACAAAAUACUAAUUAAUAAUAUCAUCAUUCCUGGACAGUUGGGUAAGCAAAUCGAGGGCACCCUCUCUAAGGUCAAAGCUAGAGGCAGUAGAGUGGCUAAAGCUACAUGGUGGACAGAGACAGCGUGAUAGAGUUUUAUUUUAGGCUGGGAAUGAGCUACAAAGACAUUCUGAAAAAUCCUGUCAUUGCAAGGAACCAUUAUUACCGAGAGGCAUUUAAACAGAAUAUUGAGAGGCAGGUUUCUUUACCGGUGCAGGUACGACUUGGACUAGAUUUCAUUGUUGACCAACUUCAAGGCCCUGGAAAGGAGCACGGUUACCAGUGGACGUAUACAAAGUGUAAACAACACAGUAUCAGAAAAGAAGACGUAAGAAACCUCCUGUCUCUACUGGACCCCAUUGGUUCCCAAGUUCGCCAGACCAGACGUUUUUAAAAAAAAUUUUAUUAUCUUUCUGUAAUUAUUUUUUGUAAGGUGACCUUGAGAGUCCUGAAAGGCGCCUAUGAAUAAAAUGCAUUAUUAUUAUGUAAUCUUAGAGAUUUAAGUCACUGUGCGUUUUUUAUUUAAUAGAAUAGAAUAGAAUAGCCUUUAUUGUCAUUGUAUAACAUACCACAAAAUUAGAGUGCAACUCCUUUGGGGCAAAGAACAUUAACAAUUUAACAAUAAUAAUAAAAAAAUAAAAAAUAUUUAAGACACUUAGAACACUGAAAAAUGUGUGCGAUGUAUUGAUUCUUUAGACUGUUGUGAAAAUUAGACACAUCACAAUGCAAUUUGAGCUACUUUUAUUUGCUUAACACAAACUUUUGUAUUUCUCACCCACUGCAAAGGCAGAGAAUAAAGAGUACUGCAUUUCACUUAUUAUAGACCCUAAUCACUGUUUGCCAGCUGUGAUUUAAUCGUUCUUGUUUGUUCAACAGGAGGUAAUAAAUGACAUCCAGGGGGUUUGGAAUGCUCACCGUAUAAGACCCUCCAUAAACACCAACGUGCCCAGUGGGAUACCUAAUGUCAUGUACAUCAUGUACCUCAUCUUUGGGGUGCAGAAGACUGUCUUGUUCCGCUGACUGAAGAUGUGACCUCAUGUAAAGACAGCUGCACAUUUGUCAGUUCAGUCCCAUGUGAUGUGGACAUGUUUGAUUUGUGCAUAAUAGUAAUGGAGGAAUCGAGCUCGGAGUUCCUAUCUACCAUGUUCCAGGCACUUGAUUUAUAUUCAUCUGAGGGACACGGUUCGUCCAGUAAUUUGAGGAAAUUUAAAUGGACCAAACAUACAAAUCAUGUAGUACAUUGGGUACUUUAGUGCAUGUUUGCUUAAUGUACAUAUUACUUUUCAUGUCUGUGUGAUUAUCUUGUAUUCUUGUUUAAACCAAAAUAAUGAGAAAAGACUGUAUAACUUAUCGUUUUCAUAAAUAUAAUGUUAUAAUCAAUUAGACAAGAAGACCAAGUAAGCUACUAUAUAGUGUUUAUGUGUGCAUCAUUAUGAUGGUUGUAUCAUCAAUGCUCCGUAUGUUUCCUGAGCCUCUGUUUUAAAUGGUGAAAGAGAUUAAAACAAUCUAAUAUUUCAUAAAGAAUUGUGUCUUCCAAAUCACAGCACAUUUAUAUCACUUGAAAGUGAGGUGUAAAUUAACUGGGUGGUGUCAUUAAAAAUGGUCAAGUGUUCAGAUGUAUUGAAUGUAACAGAGAGGACAUCACCAUUUUGUACAAACUUGAAUGGUUUAUUCAAGUCAGUCUUUUUCAAAAUACACCAUAGUAAAAAACAGAACAGGUUGUAUUUUGUACAUAACAGGAUAAGAAUAGUUUUCAAACCUCCUGUAGCCAGCAUCAUACUGAUAGUGUUACAGUGAUUUAAACUUCUUUAAAGUGUAAACAACUCCUGUAAACAACUCACUGAAAAUAUCAGCUCACAUUCUUGUUUCUACUGGGGUUGCUACAAACAACUGUAAUAUUAAAGGCGACAUAGACCGAAAGCUCCAAUUAACGCUGCUUUUGUGUGUGUAUCUGUGUCUUUACCUCGUUUAUGAAACCCUAAAGUUUCAGAACAAACAGUUCAGCCACUGCUGAGAAAAUAGGGUUUUAUUGUUUUCCUGUUCUCUGCAAAGCGGAAAGGCACUUCCGUUUGCUGAUGAUGUCUAAUCAAUUGGAUUUUGGUAUUUGAAGUGGAGUGGUGUACUUAUUCCUAGUCAGUGUACCUGCUGUAGACAGCGCUCAGCACUCUCCAAGUUUGUAGAACUGUAACUGUACGCUAUAUUUGGAAUAAUUUCAGCUUAUCACUUGCUCAUAAAGUAGUAAUUUCUCUUGGCACUAACCGGAGCAAUACAGUGUGCAGCAGGCACAGUUGCACUUUAGGUGUAGGAAUACUGGAGUUCUAUGGUGUCAAAAGAAACGGCUGUUUUCCCACCAGGUGAAGCACUGAAAAUAUUCCAGAUAUAGUGUACAGGUAACCUUGUCAUGCACCGUCAGUUAUGUUAGUUAGUUUUAGUUCAGAGUCACUUCCUGUUUUAUUUUGUGUUAGUUACUUUCAGUUCAGGGUCACUUCCUGUUUUAUUUUGUGUUAGUUAGUUUUAGUUCAGUGUCACUUCCUGUUUUGUUUUGGUAAGGGGUUUAUCUACUUCCUGUGAGCACCUUGUCUGUCUUGUUCUGUGUCUUGCCUGAUUCCCUGAUUGUUUUCACCUGGUGCUUAUUACCUUCACUCCCUACAUAUACUCCCCUCUCCCACUUUCAGUUGCCAGUGCGUCUUAUGUAUGUUGUCAGCGGCCGUGCCAUGCCACGUUUCGAACCAAGGAAGAGAUCUUUUGAAGUCAUAGUCAAGCUACGGUUUUGUUGUUUUCUCAAGUUUGAGAUCUAGUUUAGCUUAGCGAUUAGCCUUUGUCAGAGCUGUCUAGCUCACCUUUUGUUUGUUGAUUUAAAGAGUCAAUAAAGCUCUUUUAAACCUU
Molecule: messenger RNA, 4944 nt
Organism: Solea solea (common sole)
Lineage: Eukaryota; Metazoa; Chordata; Actinopteri; Pleuronectiformes; Soleidae
Product: coiled-coil domain-containing protein 85C-A-like
Exons: 3
Coding region: 182-946 (254 amino acids)
Cellular component (GO): apical junction complex
Source: RefSeq, a predicted model, not a curated record